Heterostelium album PN500 is the source of this 4932-nucleotide messenger RNA. RefSeq lists its product as uncharacterized. Bases 1 to 4932 code for a protein of 1643 amino acids. The record is from RefSeq and is a predicted model, not a curated record. Gene Ontology annotation, cellular component: membrane; intracellular membrane-bounded organelle. Gene Ontology annotation, molecular function: lipid carrier activity; ATP binding; ATP hydrolysis activity. The transcript is spliced from 3 exons. Gene Ontology annotation, biological process: transmembrane transport; lipid transport. Lineage: Eukaryota; Evosea; Eumycetozoa; Acytosteliales; Acytosteliaceae.
AUGCCAAUUCAAACAUUUAAUGAAUAUUGUACACAAUUAAAGCUAUUAAUAAAAAAGAAUUUAUUAUUAAAAAAAAAGAAUAAAUGUGGUUUAGUAUUUGAAUUUCUUGUACCAACAGUUAUUAUUAUAAUAUUAUUUAUCGUAUUAUUAAUUGUAAAAGAAUAUAAUAAAGAAUAUCCAAUUGAAUCGAUUGUAGCUUUAAGUGCGAUUGUAAAUAGUACAUCAACGAUUCUCUAUGGACCUUUGAAUAAUAUGACAAAAGAACACUUUGGUGUCAUCGAGAUACUAAAGUCAAAUACAGUGAUGACCAGUGGUAAUAUAGUUGCUGACCACUUUUUCAUACCGUUUAACAAUCAACUUGAAAUGGAUAACUAUUUCGAGUCGAAUGCAGAAUCGGUUCUCUGUGGAAUUUGGAUGAAUGAAUCCAGUAAUGCCAACGACUUUGCCUACAGUAUAAGAAUGGAUUCCGUUAAGCUGCCCGAUACAACCAUCCUCUACAAGACGAAACUGUCGUCGACGCUCUACACGUUCUCCAACUUUCAGGCUGUGCAACUGGCUAUGGAUGCCUCGAUCAUGCAAUACUAUGGUGUCAACUUGAUGUUGAACGCCAGUACGAAGCGAUAUCCCAAUCCUCUCGAUGAGGAAUGGCAGGUUUGGAACGAAGGUAGAAGAACGGUACUCCUGAAUGGCGGUGCCAUGUUUCUAACCGCUGCUUUCGCUGUCUAUGUAUUCCGACUGACGAAUGACUUGGUGAUAGAGAAGGAAACGAAAAUCAAAGAAGGAAUGCGUAUGAUGGGUAUGAGGGACUCGACUUACUAUCAGAGUUUUCUGAUCUCAUCGCUCAUGGUUUCUCUGCCGAUUCUCUUUAUCAUGUUUGGUAGUCUCGUAGGCAGUGAGGUGAUAUACCACGCCAACAAAUGGGUGUUUUUCUUUAUAUUAUUUUUCUAUUUACUUUCUCUGCUGGUUUGUUCGAUUAUCUAUUCCAUCUUUUUCGAUCGAUCACGUUACUCUGGUGUACUGUCGUAUGCAAUAACAAUGGGUCUCGGUGGUGCCGGUAUCUACGUUGCGCAAUCCUCCAUUUCUCGAGUUGGAAAGGGUUUCCUCUCUUUGAUUUCACCUAUUGGUUUCGCUUGUGCAAUCUACAGUAUGGUCAUCGACGAUAUGAUCGACCUUAGAAACGAAAAUCCUAUUGACAGAUCACUACUCUUGACACCAUCACAAUCACUUGGUAUCCUGAUAUUUGACAUUCUCUUUGAUGCAAUACUCCUUUGGUAUUUCGAUAAUGUUUGGCGUGGAGAAUACGGUACACCUCGACCGAUGCUCUUUUUUCUCAAGAAAUCCUACUGGUUUCCUUCGGCUGUCGCCUACGUUGAGCAUCCACCCAUCAUUGAGAACGACAUGGUAGAAACGGUAUCCGAUGAUCUCAAACAGAAUAUCUCAAUCUCCAUUAGAAACUUGAAAAGAGAUUUCAACACAAAGAUGGCAGUCGAUGGUCUCAGUCUUGAUAUGUACCAGAAUAUGAUUCAUGCAUUCCUCGGUCAUAAUGGUGCCGGUAAGAGUACAACCAUUGGUAUUCUUACAGGUCUCAUUCGAGCAUCCGACGGUGAUGCAUACAUUCACGGAAUGUCAAUCACCAACGAAAUGUCAAAUAUUCGUCGUAAACUAGGUGUAUGUCCUCAACACGAUAUCGUUUGGAAUCAACUAACUGUUUUAGAGCAUCUUGAAAUCUACGCUGCAUUAAAAGGUGUUGAAAAUUCAAGUGUAGAAAGUGAAGCAAUCAAUAUGGCAAAAAUGGUUGGAUUAGGUGGUGAAAUGAAUUCAUCAGCAGGUAAAUUAUCAGCAGGACAAAAACGUAAAUUAUGUUUAGGAAUUGCUUUUAUUGGUAGAUCAGAAGUAAUAUUGAUAGAUGAGGUUACCUCUGGUAUGGAUCCGAAAUCAAGAAGAGAGGUUUGGGAUUUUCUUCAUGCUUGGAAACAAGGUCGUACUAUCAUCCUUACAACUCACUAUAUGGAUGAAGCCGAUAAUCUUGCAGAUCGUAUUGCAAUUAUAUCAAAGGGUAAACUGAGGUGUGAAGGUAGUUCGCUAUUCUUGAAAAAGAAAUUCGGUCUCGGUUAUCUCUUGACACUUACCAAGAUGACAGACUGUCAGACUCCAAUGGUAACGGAAUUCAUCCAACAUUUUAUACCGGAUUGUGUAAACCUCUCGGAUGCAGGCUCCGAACUAUCCUAUCGUAUUCCUACACAUGCCGCCGAUAGUUUCCCAAUCUUUUUCAAAUCGCUAGACGAACAAAAGCAUCUCAUUGGUAUUGAACAUUAUGGUAUUUCACUUACAACACUCGAAGAGGUUUUCCUUCAAAUUGCAAAUGAAAAAACAGCCAACACCGAAAAUAAUAAUAGUCCAGUAUUAAGUAGUAGCGGUACUACAAAGAUAUCAAUUGAUACUAAUAGUAAGAAAUUACCAUUAGAGACAUUGAUGAUUGCUGCAGACCAUCCAAACAACUAUCUACAAAUGUUUGGUUUGUUUGUCAAGAAAUAUCGUGUCUCCAAGAAUGACUAUACCAUGUUUAUGUUGGCAAAUAUUGGUCCAUGGAUGUUGAUUUCUCUUGCUAUUAUUUGUCUUAAAUUUGUCAAAAUUCAACCACUCUAUGUCGAUAUCGUCACUCCGAUAACCUUUGAUUUCUCUCAAUACAGCGGUCUCAAUGGUUUACCAAAUUAUCUACCAAUACAAACGGUCGACGGAAAUCUUUCACUACUCAAUCGAUCACCUUAUUUCAAUCAAGUGGUCACCGUACCAUCCGAUAUCAAUAUGGAUCAAUAUUUACGAGAUAAUCAUUUCUUAGACAGUGCUGGAUCGCUUGCUUUCAACCAACCAAUCGGAUCUCUCGUCAACUACACAGUCUAUUAUAACAAUGACUAUCCACAUGCAUCACCAACCGUUAUGAAUGUAGUCAACAGUGCAAUCCUAGAGAAACUAGCCAAUGUAUCUAUUGUAACCGGUAAUUUCCCAUUCAAACAUGUUGCCAAUACGAUAGAGUCAUUCUUUGGAACAUCCAAUUUCAGUGCAUCCAGCUACUUUAUCAUUUUGGCCAUGGCUGGAUAUUCGUUUAUGAUUGCUUCAUUUGGUGCAUCGAUAUCCGCUGAAAGAGAAACACAACUAAAGAGUAUCCUCUACGUAUCUGGUUGCAAAAAGUAUAUCUAUUGGCUUUCCAAUUUAAUGUGGGAUACAGUGACCUCCAUUGAAAUCUGUCUUAUCAUUAUCGGUAUCUAUUCAGUGGAUCACCGUCUCAACAGUAAUAUCGGUUUACUUAUUAUGGCACAAUCAUGGUUUUGCUUGGGAACCAUCCCAUUGUCCUACUUGAUGUCAUACAACUAUACGAAAAUCGGUAAAGCAUUUGGAGCCAUCUAUGGUAAGCUGUUUGGUGUUGGUCUUCUCUUCAUGGCCGUUGGCACAUGGACUCGUGUCUAUGUUCAUGGACAAUACUUUAACUAUGGAAAGGAUCUCGUUUAUCUUUCUGAUCUACUGGAUUGCAUAUUCUAUCUAAUCUCACCAGUCUAUUGUCUGGGUCAUAUAUUUUCAUUUAUUUUACAAUACCCUGGAUCGCUUCCACCCAACGCUACCGUAAUACCUAGUUUAUGGUCGAUGGAUCAAUCAGGUCUACCAUUAUUCUUUUUGUCACUCCAUUUCUUGGUAUGGUCAUUGAUCGUACUUUUGAUUGAUUACCGAAUGGAAAUCAAAGGUAUCCUCAAGUCCAAGUGGAAACGUAAAGCAGCAAUUUCACCUGAACCACCUUCUUAUGAGGAUCCAGAUGUUGCAAUGGAAAGAAUUCGUUUGAGUAUGGUCCUUGAAAAAGGUGAAUACAAUGAUUCAGUGAUUCUCAAAGAGCUCCAUAAAACAUUCCCAACCAAAGGUCAAGAAAAAAUGGCAGUCUACAAUACAUCGUUGGUCAUUAGUCCUGGUGAAAUAUUUGGAUUACUUGGUCUAACUGGUGCAGGUAAAACAACAACACUCUCGCUCUUGGCUGGUGAUAUUCAACCGACUGCCGGUACAGCACUGAUCAAUGGUUUCGAUUUGACUACCCAACGUACACAAGCAUUGGAGUCGGUUGGUAUUUGUAUCCAAGGUGAUUCACUUAUUCAACUACUCACAGGUAGAGAACAUCUUCGAUUCUAUGCAAGAAUCAAAGGUAUCCCACACAAGAAAAUUGAAUCAGUCAUUAAAUCCUAUAUUAUAUCGAUGGAUCUACUUGAUAUUGCUGAUGAGCUUGUUAGAACCUACAGUGGUGGAAACAAGAGAAAACUUGCUCUAUGCUUGGCACUCAUCGGCAGUCCAUCUGUUUUGUUCAUCGAUGAAGCAAGUUCAGGUUGUGAUCCUCAAGUUCGAAGACUCAUGUGGAACCUGAUCUCUCAAAUGAGUAAAUCCAAAAAGAUUAUCCUGACCACUCAUUCAAUGGAGGAAUGUGAGGCGCUUUGCCAACGUGUAGCCAUUAUGAAGUGCGGUAGAUUAAUGUGUCUCGGUUCCAACCAACAUAUUAAAUCUAGAUUCUGUAGUGGUUACUCAUUGGAUAUCAAAUUUAAAACCAUUGCCAUUGAACAAGGUGUACAAGAGAUUAUGGCUGCACUUCCAACUGCUCAACUCGUCGAUUCUCAUGACCUGAUAGCCAACUUUGAAAUACCGGACGGCCAUCUUCAAGUAUGGCAAAUUUUCCAAGUGGUUCAACAACUUUCACAAUUUGUAGAAGACUACUCUGUAUCUCAGACAGGUGUAGAACAAGUUUUCCUCAAACUCACAUCCGAUUAUUUCGAAUCUCAUUAUUUAAUCUACGCCAAUCAACCUAUUGCCAACAAUGUUUAUACAGAAUUUUAUCCUCCCAACUUUACACAGUCAAACAAUCCUGAUCAUCCAAAUGUAGCAAUAAAAAUGCAAAAUCUUUAA